Messenger RNA from Sinocyclocheilus anshuiensis, 2232 nucleotides. Its product is annotated as bone morphogenetic protein 8A-like. Bases 241 to 1611 code for a protein of 456 amino acids. The transcript is spliced from 7 exons. Gene Ontology annotation, molecular function: growth factor activity; cytokine activity. The record is from RefSeq and is a predicted model, not a curated record. Lineage: Eukaryota; Metazoa; Chordata; Actinopteri; Cypriniformes; Cyprinidae. Gene Ontology annotation, cellular component: extracellular region.
AAAUGAAAUGACAGCAUGAGGAAUGACUGUCAAAAGGCGAUAAACUGAGUGGCUUGUAGCAGUAAACAUUGCACUCUUUCAAAUAACGAUGACUGCUGUGGAAUCUGAGUGGCUUAGACGUCGGAGUGUUAUUCAGAGUUGAACUUCAAGACAGUAGUCAGACCAUUCCAGAGAAAACCAACGUCGGGUAAACACCCAGAGGUUUUGGAGGGACAAAUACGAUCUUUAUAGACCGCUGCAAUGGAGCAGAGCUCUUCUGCCACACCAAUGGGCAAACAGGAGAGUGUGGUUGAGUGUGUGUCCUCACACCGCAGCAGAGGGAGGAAGGAGAGCUGUGGCAGCCGAACCCGAGGCCGCCAGCGACUGUUUCCUCUGCCUGUCCUCCUCCCUCUCUGCAUGCUGCUGUGUGUUUGGGCUCAGGUGGAAGGAGUGGUUCAUUCCAGCUUCCGCAGACUCAGUGGUCGUGAAAAGAAGGAGAUGCAGAAGGAGAUUUUAUCCAUUUUGGGUCUACCCGGCCGGCCCAGACCUCACCCGCCUCUGCGGCCCCCUUCCUCCGCCCCGCUCUUCAUGCUGGACCUUUACCAUGCCGUGUCGUACGAGGCCGAUGAUGGACUGAGUCUGGGCUUCACUCCAGAAGGGGUCAGUCAUGCGGCGCUGCCCACUUUAAGCACACACACGCCACCCCUCGGCACAGUGGUUAGCGAGGCCGACACGGUUAUGAGCUUUGUCAACCUGGUGGAGCAGGAGAAGGAUCUGCUGCAGCCUCGGCCGUACUGGAAGGAGUUCCGCUUCGAUCUCACUCCGCUUCCUCAGGGAGAGACAGUCACCGCUGCUGAGUUUCGCAUCUAUAAAACUCUUACCGUGGGUUGGCGUGCAAACCGCACCCUCCAUAUCUCUGUCUAUGAAAUCCAGAGGGAGAAAAGACACAGGGAGCCUGAGCUGGUGUUGUUGGACAUGCAGUCUGUGCCGGUGGGUCAAGAGGGUUGGCUGGCAUUUGAUGUGACUUCUGCGAGCAAUCGCUGGCUUCUCCACCCUCGGAGCAACUUGGGCAUCCGCCUUUAUGUGGAAACUGAGGAGGACCGGUCGUUGUCAGCCACAUGGGUGGGUCUGGUGGGUCGGCGCGGGCCGCGCUCUAAACAGCCUUUUAUGGUGACGUUCUUCAGAGCCAGUCAAGCCCCUUGCCGCCCACCCCGUGCUUUGAGACACAACAAUCCACGCAAGAAAAAACCCAAGUACGACCUGCCACACCCAAACAGACCCGGCAUAUUUGACCAAAAUCAUGCCAGCAGCGGACGCCAGGCCUGUAAGAAACAUGAACUCUAUGUCAGCUUCAGCGACCUUGGCUGGAAGGACUGGGUUUUGGCCCCUACAGGUUAUUCUGCAUAUUAUUGUGAUGGGGAAUGUGAUUAUCCUCUGGGCUCUUGUAUGAAUGCCACAAACCACGCCAUGAUCCAGCUGCUGGUUCAUCUUCUAAGACCAAAUGAAGUACCCAAAGCCUGCUGCGCUCCAACCAAACUCAGUCCCAUCUCUGUGCUCUUCUAUGACGACAACAACAAUGUUAUUCUCAAGAAACAUCGAAACAUGGUGGUCAAGAAUUGUGGCUGUCUAUAACCUGUUGUACAUUCAAGCUUUAAAUCUGAAACAAAUGUAGAUGUACUAUAAUAUUCAGAGGCACCAUUUGUAAUAUACAGUGAUUCAAAAUUUAUUUAGCCAAAUUUGAGUGUUCUUACCCAUCCCAAAUGAUUGACAAAUGAUAGUUAUUGAAGUGUCAUGAUGGUUUAUCAGCAUAAUUUUCACAAUUUUAUUGUGAGGGGAUUUAAGAUUGGAAUCCAUCCCAUAAUAAUAAUAAUAAUAAUAAUAAUAAAAAUAAAAAUACAUAUUUUGUAUAGCUGUCUUACAUUUAAAUUGUCCAAGUUUUUAAUUUUAUUUAUUUAUUUUUGCAGUCAGUAGUUUGGUGCUAAUUUAAAUGGCCGGUCCUUAAUCAUUUCAUUUAACCCUUUCCUCUCUGGUGUAUUGAUUUCAAAAACAAGUUCAGAACAUGAAUCUUGAGUGUUUUAGCUUUCAAAUGAUGCAUAGUUUAUGAUGAAUGUUUUUAUAAAACAAAGGUAAUUAAAAGUACAGAUAUGCCUAAACACGCUCUUCCGGCCUGGCCCGUGCAGGUUAAGAGGUUAAAAAGCUUCACACAUUAAAGGAAUAGUUCAGCCAAAAAUGAAAUUUCUGUCAUCAAUUACU